AUGACGCUUAUAAACCCCAAGACAACCGGUCUAGUCUAUCUCCCUCGAGAUGUUCUAGUCGAAAUCUUCUCCUACUUUUGCCUGCACUGUCGAGGCGACUUACGACCUGUUAAAGGCCUCGGAACCCCGCAUCAGCAUAAGCAACGCCGUGAGCCUCAGCAACCCGACCAAAAGUCAUGGUAUUCCAUCGAUAAAUAUGCCUUAUUCUCCCUCGCUGCCUCUUGCAAAACGCUCCACUCUGUUGCAGAGGAUAUUCUAUACCAUGACUUCGCACCCGGCUAUGGCGACUCCGAACUAUCCGAGCUUUAUACCUAUGGCCUCAGACUCAACCAAUUCAUGCGCACCGUUGGAAGACGCAAAGACCUCGCAGAGAAAGUCCGCAUCAUCUACGUUCAUCCAAAACACUCAAACACGGAUGCGAAACAGACUGUACUGUCCUUAAAGCAGGGUGCCGCUGAUCUGGGCAUCGAUAUUGAGGAAGCCUGGAAGUACCGGGCAGAACACUUCAUAAACACUCUCAAGGGUGCACGGAGAACACAGUGGGGAGAAGAUGAAUACAGCUUCACGCUCACUUCAGCGUUCACCGAUGAAAUCCUGGAAUAUCCAGAACAUUAUUGCGUGAAGACGAAAGAUUUCUACAGGGGUUUGCACCAUGAGCUCAUCCCAAUGCUGAUUGCAUUACUCCCCAAGCUGGGUCACAUCAUUUACAAAUCCAACUCCAUCUUUGACCGGUUCAAAAAUGCCGCUCUUGAAGCCCUAGGAGUGACAGAGCUCCCGUAUCUUCGGACAUUGGAGAUAGAUUUUGAUCUAUUUUCCAUUCUUGAAAGAGCACCGAACUUGGAGAAGCUUGACAUUAUCAACUCUCGCUUUUAUAGGAGCGCUGGAGACUCAUACAGCGACAGGUCUCAGAUCAGAACCCUGCGAUUGGCAAACAUAUCAUCGCCCUGGAAGGUUGGAGAAUCAUUAUCAUUCGUCGCAAAGGACCUUCGGUCGUUGGUUCUUGAGUCAUGUGUAAAACAUGGAAUAAAAUUCUUUGACUUCUCAAUGCCCAGGUUCUCUAGAGAUGUUAUUGAAGAAGCACGAAAUUACCGGCACAGUUUGGAGACGUUACACUUGGACCUUCGCGACGUGGUUGCAAAACCUCCCUAUUACCGUCUAGACUUCACGUUUCAGGACUUUGAGAAGCCUGAACACGUCUUUCUGAACACACGGCUUGUUUUUUACAUUUCACACAAUCUCGAGGGUAUUGAAAACCCGACGGUGGAGGAUCGCGACGCAAUUACCCGGCUAUUACCACCGUCGAUAGUAUCGCUGCACUUGGCCUGGGACGCUCCAGAGAUUGAUCGCCUCGAACAGGGCUUGCUGGGGCUUGUUGAUGCAAAAGCUAGCCGCUUUCAACAUCUGAAGCAUAUUGGUAUUGACUAUGCGGAGGGGGUGGAUGAAACGGUUCAUCAGGCCAUGCUUAAGGCGGGAAUUGAACUUUCGUACGAGAGUUAG
Molecule: messenger RNA, 1497 nt
Organism: Fusarium redolens
Lineage: Eukaryota; Fungi; Ascomycota; Sordariomycetes; Hypocreales; Nectriaceae
Exons: 1
Coding region: 1-1497 (498 amino acids)
Source: RefSeq, a predicted model, not a curated record